Messenger RNA from Ictalurus furcatus (blue catfish), 3780 nucleotides. RefSeq names its product matrix metallopeptidase 15a (gene mmp15a). Gene Ontology annotation, molecular function: metalloendopeptidase activity; zinc ion binding. The transcript is spliced from 10 exons. The record is from RefSeq and is a predicted model, not a curated record. Gene Ontology annotation, cellular component: extracellular matrix. Gene Ontology annotation, biological process: extracellular matrix organization; proteolysis; collagen catabolic process. Lineage: Eukaryota; Metazoa; Chordata; Actinopteri; Siluriformes; Ictaluridae. The coding region runs from base 630 to 2627 and encodes 665 amino acids.
AUAGGGCUUAUGAAGAGUUUUCCCAGGCAGCCACACAAAUAACGUCCUUUGAAUUGGUCGAUAGAGUUUUAGAAGGUGCGAUUUGGGCGGGUUUUAUGUUUAAUCUGGCAACCCUGAUACAGUUACACUCACACAUGCAACCUGAAACUUUUCCCUGCAAAACUCUACCGGUAUUCAGCAGCACAGGACAUGGCUACAGUCAACAAGUAGCACUUUUUCUAGUUUUCCGAAUUGAAAGUCGGGUUCGUAUUAGAAUAACUGCAGCAUGAUAAAGUGUUUUGGGGAGUGAGAAGCGUGUUUUACAGCUGAGCGGAAAUGGAAAUGUGUAGCUAAUUUUUAUUUAUUUAUUUUUUUUAAAAAGGGAAAAGGCCACAAACAUUUGCAGAUUGCAUCCGGAUUACAUCUGAGAUAGAAAUGUAAAGCUUGCAAGCUCAAAUCGGGACACAGGGAAACCGACAAUUCCACCGCAAACUUAAUAAUAAUAAUAAUAAUAAUAAUAUUUUCUUUGCUGAAUUAAUGGUGCCGCUUGUUUGCGUCUAGUGCGCACUUUCUAGUCUAGUGCGCACAAAUAACAACAAACAGUAACCGAGGCAAAAACCUUCCCCUGGGAUCUGAACCUGUGCACAGAGAUGAUGUGUAAACCUUUUUUCACACCUGCGGUAGUUUUUUCUGUCCUUGUGUUGGUGCUGAAGGCAGUCGGAGUUUCGGCGCAAGAGGACGAGUUCAACGCUGAGACAUGGCUGAGGACCUAUGGCUACCUGUCCCAGGCCAGCAGACAGAUGUCCACCAUGCAGUCGGCGCAGAUUCUGUCCACUGCCAUAAAGGACAUGCAGCGCUUCUACAGCCUGGACGUCACCGGCCAAGUGGACCCCGCCACUUUAAAAGCUAUGAGGCGUCCGCGAUGUGGUCUUCCUGAUCGCUUUGAGGGGCACAGUGAAGGAAGCGUCAGGCGGAAACGCUUCGCUCUGACGGGUCAACGGUGGGAUAAAGACAAGCUGACUUACAGCAUUCAGAACCACCCACCCAGCAUCAGCCAUCAGCAGUCACAUGAGGCCAUCCGCAAGGCCUUUAGAGUUUGGGAGAACGUGACUCCUCUACGCUUCAAGCAGAUUCCUUAUCGUGACAUCAAAAACGGCAGCGAGGGGCCGGAUAUUAUUCUGCUGUUUGCCUCUGGAUAUCACGGAGACACGUCUCUCUUUGAUGGUGAAGGAGGGUCCCUGGCUCACGCAUUCUUCCCGGGUCCAGGCAUUGGAGGCGACACACACUUUGACAUGGAUGAACCGUGGACACUCAACCAGCGGGAAGGAACAGGCAUUGACCUGUUCCUGGUUGCGGUUCAUGAGCUGGGUCAUGCGAUGGGUCUAGAGCACUCCAACGACGCCUCAGCCAUCAUGGCUCCGUUCUACCAGUGGAUGGACACGGAGAGCUUCUCUCUAGGCGAGGAUGACAUCAGUGGCAUUCAGCAGAUAUACGGACCCCCUGUUAUUGCACCCACCGAGCCUUUGAGCACCACUACAACCCCAUCGUUCACGACCACAGCUGAACCAGAACCCACAUCCACUACAACCACUACAGAGCCUUUAAGGACCACCAGACGUCCAGAGAGACACACCAAACCUCCUGAGAGAGCCACCAGACCUCCUGAGAGAGCCACCGAGCCGUGGGUUCCCCCGGCUGACCCCGGACCCACUCGCCGCUCGGACCAGGAUGCCCCUGAUAUCUGCGACGGAGACUUUAACACGAUUGCGGUGCUCAGGGGGGAGAUGUUUGUCUUCAAGGGUCGGUGGUUCUGGAGGGUCAGACGGAACCAGGUUCUUGAUAAUUAUCCCAUGCCCAUUUCUUUCUUCUGGGUCGGCCUGCCUGAAGACAUAGACGCUGCAUACGAACGCCAUGAUGGAAAAUUUGUGUUCUUCAAAGGUAGUAAAUACUGGCUGUUCAGGGAAGCCGACGUGUUGCCUGGAUAUCCUCAGGAACUUAUGCACUAUGGUCAAGGGAUGCCAGAUCGAGUGGACACAGCCGUGUGGUGGGAGCCAUCUGGCUACACCUACUUCUUCAGAGGAGACAGAUACUGGCGUUUCAGUGAGGAGUCUCGGGCUGUGGAUAAAGAUUACCCACGACCCAUCAGUGUAUGGGGUUCCAUCCCUGCCUCUCCUAAAGGGGCCUUCCUCAGUGAUGAUGGAGCAUACACAUACUUCUACAAAGGGACCAAAUACUGGCGAGUUGACAACAAGCGCAUGAAGGUCGACACAGGAUACCCGAGAUCCAUCCUGAACGAUUUCAUGGGAUGCCACGUUCACUUUGAUCCAGGCUCGGAUACGGAUAUAAAACCAGACCCUAAGUGGCCAGAGACAGGAGGAAAGGACCAAGACGACAAUGAUGAUGACUACAAAGACAACGAUGUCAAUAAUGAUGAUAGUGAGGACGAUGAUGACGAUGAUGAUAAAAAGGUGGUGGUGCAGGUGAAAGAGACUAACGAUUACGUCAUGACCCUCGUCCUGGUGAUGGUGCCUCUGGUCCUGGUGCUGUGCAUUCUAGGAGCGAUUUACGUCAUCAUCACCAAGCUGCAGAAAAAGGAGACUCCCAAAGUGCUGGUUCACUGUAGACGUUCGUUGCAGGAGUGGGUGUGAUGCAUACAAGCGCACACAUGAACACGUUCUCACAAACACACACACACAUUCUGUUUGUUGUCCUCUUUCUGCACAUGUGCUGCGUUCAAAUAUGUUUAGAAGAAGAACCCACAUGAACAGUCCAUUUUUCUGUUAUUCAUGAAUUUGAUGAAAGUGAUCUGACAGCUCGGCGUUUACGAGUCAUGACGGUGUUGACGUUGUACCCAUGGAUGUUCUUUUAACGGCUGAAGCCAAGUGUAAUUAAAGUGUACAUUUAGUCAUAGGCAGCCUUUUCUAGGUUAUUUACCAUUUUUUCUGAGGGAAAUCUUGAUAUUCCUGAUGCUUUUGUGUUGUUUCUACAGGCAUUCUAUAUUUACAUUGUCCAUAGCUGCUUAAAUCAUUCUUUUCAUUCGUGACCAUAUUUUCCGAUUUAUAAAAGGUGUUUUCAAAUGGAACUUGUAGAACAUGCUAUUGUGUCCAAGUGUUUAUAACAUUGUUGCUAGGCAACAGAGAAAUAUGGAUGCCUGCCUUGGAAGCUAGCUAAUGAUUGAGGGCAAUUUAGCUUGCUAACACAGACAAUAUUAAGGCAUAGAAACAGAGGAAAUGCAACACAGAGACCAGGAAUAUACACAUUUUCUUCCUCUGUCUUGUUAAGUUACUAAGAAAAGACGUGUCGUGAUAGUGGAAGGGAGAUAUAACCAUGAAGAAACUGUUGGGAAUAUAAGCAUGUUCCUCAGAUGUGUCAAGAAGUUACAAAGAAAAGAUCCCACAGAAUAAAAUGAAACUGAUAAUACUUAGCAUCUUCUGGCAUCAGAUAAUGUAAAGGAAGAGUGAAAAUGAGACACAAAUGUCAGGAAUAUAAACAUAGAAAUUACUCAAUAAAAAAAAAAAAGAAAACUCCAUGGAUAAAAUUACUCUGUAAUAACACUGAGCAUCUGCUGCUAUCAGUUAAUAUAAAGGCAAAGUGAGAUUGGAAACAAGACAUAACUGCCCAGAAACUGUCGUGAUAGUGGAAACAAGACACAAAUGUCAGGAAAUUGUCUGGAUUAUAAACAUUUUCCUCAGACGUGUUGGCAAAUUACUAAAAAAAAAAAAACCACUCCACAGAUUAAAUGAAAUUGUAAUGGCAUUUAGCAUUAGCUGCUAAUUUAACUUCCAUGUGUUAUACCAUAUU